UUAUUUCCUGGAGAGAUGGUUUCCGUGGUAACGGGGUUAUCCAGAAGAGGAGGUCCUGGAAACAGGAUGCAGUUCACGACACUGCCACUCUGUACCAUGGCUGCUGUUUUCUACCUGUACCAGAAAACUGAUAGAUAAACAUUUACAUUUAUAUCAAUAAUAGUUUUCACAAGAGGAAUAUGGCGCGAUCAGAUUAAAAAUACGAGGACCUAAUUUAUCUUAAAAUCUAUGCGUUUUUAAAAAAGUCAAGGCACCUCGCUCCAAUUUUAAACCUAAAUACAAAAUACAAUGUCAACAGUGUCUCAUAAUUGUUGCUGCUUUAAAAACUAACACAGCUGGUAUUUAUUAACGCGAAAUAUAGCAUUUUAGAUUUUGAAACGCUUUGUUUCCAUUAGAUCGAUUUUAAGAUUACCCUUUUUUUUUUUUUUUAAAGACAUUUUUAUGUUUUUGUUUCUUAUGCACAGGCAGUAUUCUGUUUUCAUAUAGCUCAAUACUUACUAGUAAGUUAUCUUUACAGCGAACAAAACAACGCAAAAUGGACGAUUUUAGCUCAAUCAGUCUGCUUUCGUUGGCUAUGCUGGUGGGGUGCUACGUUUCUGGGACCAUUCCUUUGGCUUUCAACUUUUCAGAGGAGAAGCUGAAGCUUGUGACUGUGCUGGGAGCAGGGCUGCUAUGUGGUACUGCUCUGGCUGUUAUCAUACCUGAAGGCGUGCAUGUACUUUACGAGGACAUUCUGGGAGAGAAGCAUGAAUCUGCGAGUGAGGGGCAGGGGGUGGAGACUGGGGAGACUGUGGUGAAGGAUGUCCUGGGGGCUGCAGUGGCAGGGGGACAUGAGCACAGCCACAGCCACGACCACGCUCAGCUGCACGCAUACAUCGGGGUCUCGCUGGUGCUCGGCUUCGUCUUCAUGCUGCUGGUGGACCAGAUCGGCAGCUCACACGUGCACGCCACCGAGGAUCCAGAGGGAGGGAGAGCAGCCAACUCUAAAAUCACCACCACUCUGGGGCUGGUUGUUCACGCUGCAGCGGACGGUGUGGCUCUGGGAGCUGCAGCCUCCACCUCUCAGACCAGUGUUCAGCUCAUCGUGUUCGUCGCCAUCAUGCUGCACAAGGCUCCAGCUGCUUUCGGGCUGGUCUCGUUCCUGAUGCACGCUGGACUAGAACGCAAUCGAAUCCGGAGACAUUUGCUGGUGUUCGCCCUGGCGGCCCCUGUACUCUCCAUGCUCACAUUCCUUGGACUCAGCCAGAGCAGUAAGGAGGCUCUCUCAGAGGUCAAUGCCACUGGAGUGGCCAUGCUGUUUUCUGCCGGCACCUUCCUGUAUGUCGCCACGGUGCACGUGCUGCCUGAGGUGGGCGGGACCGGGCACAGCCACGCCUCCAACGGCAGUGGGGGAAAGGGACUGAGCAGAGUGGAGGUCGUCGCCCUGGUGGUGGGAUGUCUCAUUCCACUAGUGCUCUCAAUAGGGCACCAACAUUAAAACAGGGCUAUUAUUAAUGGUAUUAAUGUUAACAGGACUGAGCUUUGUGAAGGUCACAGUGACCUCUCCUGCAGAGGCAAGACCUAACACAAAAGGAGUGUAUACAAAACAAUGUGUAGAUAGUGUAAACAGAAUGAGAUUCAGUAACAAUAAAAAUCUUUCUAUGAAGCGAGAGGGUGGAUAAAAAGCACUUUCUUACGUGCGUGGGUGUCCUGUUGUGGGAACAGAACAUUUUAAUUAUGUUUUUUUUUUUUUUUUUUUUUUUUUUUACCUUGUUUGAUAAUAGGAUUGAGAAAGGGGGAAGAUGGGCAAGUGUUUGUUUGAAGCAAAUGUGGUAUUAGGAACGUUUUACUUAAGGGACCAUUUUGCAAGUCUAUCUAUUUAAACCCAGAACCUAUAGAACUUAAUUGACAAUCCUUUGAUAUACAGUAUGCUGGGGCUGACACAGUCAAGUAUGGCAAACUGUUUUUUUGUGUUCUGUGUAUGUCUUGCUGUUUUUGGUAUGAAGAAUGGCCCAAAAACGUUUAUAAACUGUAGCCAAAUUGACAUUGUACAGGCCGCUCCGAUUUUGACUAAAGCUAGUGUUUUAUUCUGAUAAGUUAACUGUAUGUAACUGGUUAAAUCAAGGGGAUAAUUUCUAAACAGAUAAUUUAAGAGCUGAGGAAGGCAGUGUGGCUGCUUGCUGUGAGCUCUAGGCUGAGCAAGGACUCUCAGCAAGGACCUUUUCAAAGCACAACCACCAACUUUUCAGUUUUAGAGUACAGUAUGCAUUUUAAUAAUAAUAAAUGUGUUUUCUUAUUGAUACUAUUUUAUGUUCUGUAACAUUUCAUGUCACAUUUCCAGUUGUUCGUAGCUGUACAGAGCUGCAGUCUCAGUUUCUCAUUGCAGGUUGCUAUGAUGCUGUUAUUGUUUAAAGCGGGUUCUCAACCUUUUUUGAAUCAUGCCCUACCUUAGCAUUUUUUUUUCACUUGGAGGCCCCCCCCCCCCCGCCAGUCAAAAUACAGAGAAUUAUAAAUCGCAUAUCAGAAAUCAACCAAUCACAGUGAAAUAUUUGCCAAAAUUCCAGUCUGUCUCAUCCUGUGCAUGGAACAUCACCAAUGUUCAAAAUUCCAAGCAAAAAAACACAUACCUGGUAUCUUUUUGGUAAAUUUUGAUUAACUUGACACUAGUUUCUCUGAAGAAAAUAUUACCAAAAUUGUUUAACAACACGUUUUUCUGGCUGCAGCUCUAUUUUUAAUAAGUAGUCUAUUAACAAGUACAUCACCACAGACGCCACACUGAGGAUGAGGCUGAACUUUUUUUUUAUUUCAAGACGGUGAUGCUCCACAAACCAAUCCAUUUUAUAUACUGAACAAGGGUGCAAUGCAGCAGGCGCCCCACAGGGUGUGCUCACCACCAUUUGAGAACCGCUGGUUUAAAAAAACUCCUGUAUUGUUUUUCGAUUGUUCAGCCCCUGCCUUGGUUUUGUAUUGAAGUGUUUGUCGCUAACAAAAUAAUUCUGUAAACCAGUGGCACACUUUCAUUUGCUACAUCGGUCUCCAACUAAGCAGUUUUAAAUGUAUUUUAAUUAAAACUACUGGUUUAGCACUAGGUUUAAGAAAGUUCUCAGUUUCAUUGCCUUGCUCUCAAGAAGUUAUUGUUUCACUUCCUAUGUCAUUUCAUCUCUGCAGUGUCUCCUAAGCAUGUCAGACAGUAUGGGAACGGCUAGUUUGUUAAUGACAGGAAAGAAGCUGUUGAAGGUUUUGGGACAAUGUGACCCAGGAAGUGCAACACUAUCUAAAAGCAGUGCUUGCGAUCAGAUUUAUUAAGCGUAGUGUCAGAUAAGUUUUAAAAUCAAAAUCCAGUGCUUCCCUUUCAUAAGGCACCCUUUAUACCGCGGAACAGGUUUAAGGCGGCCUGGUUGUAGCUCCAGAAUGCCAUUGCGCUAAUACUUUCAUUCUGUUUAUAUGACAACACAAAUAGCACGCUCUUGUAACUAUGGCUGUCGCGUAAUAAAGGGGAAGCGCUGUACAUGUUUUCUAGAAUGUGUUUCUUUCAAAACUGCACAUUUGAGACCGAUGUAAUGAAUCACUGCGCACAGCAGGUACAGGGUAUGAAAUGAUUUGGUGAGCUACAUCGACUUUAACAUUGGUUAUGAUACUAAAUGUUGCUCAAAGCACAUACACUGUACAUAACAAAUAGGUUUCGCCAAUUAUGUACUGAAAAUAAAGCCACUGCUAUAUGUAACAAAUGGUGUACAAUAAUAAAUGAAGAUGCAAGCUUUUUAA
This is a messenger RNA of Acipenser ruthenus (sterlet), 3744 nucleotides long. RefSeq names its product zinc transporter ZIP9-like. Gene Ontology annotation, molecular function: metal ion transmembrane transporter activity. Gene Ontology annotation, cellular component: membrane. Gene Ontology annotation, biological process: transmembrane transport; zinc ion transport. Lineage: Eukaryota; Metazoa; Chordata; Actinopteri; Acipenseriformes; Acipenseridae. The coding region runs from base 536 to 1477 and encodes 313 amino acids. The transcript is spliced from 7 exons. The record is from RefSeq and is a predicted model, not a curated record.